Molecule: messenger RNA, 726 nt
Organism: Cantharellus anzutake
Lineage: Eukaryota; Fungi; Basidiomycota; Agaricomycetes; Cantharellales; Hydnaceae
Exons: 1
Coding region: 1-726 (241 amino acids)
Source: RefSeq, a predicted model, not a curated record
AUGAAUGGUUAUGAACCACACCCUUGGGGGAUUAUGGUGGCAGGCCUCCAAGCACAAGACGCUGCAACCCUCCUAUUCCAUCAAUUCUGGCUCUCAAAAAAAAUUAGCUUCGCUGCCUACCCUGCAACCCCCUUCACGUCGGAGUGGCUUGGAAACUGGGCCAUCGUGGCGGGAGAAAAACAGAAGACAAAAGUCCUCCAGUGCCUGAAGGAAACCCUCUCCCUCCCUAACUCAGUGAUAGGUCACUACCUCCUGUGCACGGUACCAGACAGCAACGAAUGCCUGGAAAUUGUCAACUCCGCUAGAGUAGAACCCAUCAACGUGACUAGAGGAACUACGACCACCAUCCACUGGAUCUUCCUCGCAAAGAGCCCACACCCAGCUGACACCGAAAAACACCAAAAAUGGGUAAACGCAGCCGAAGCCACGGAAUGGUUCCACCUGUCCACCGGCACAGGAGACCUAUGUAACCCCCCAGCCCCAUGCAAAUGCUGCAAGGGUAGAGACCACACCACCCUACAGUGCCCCCUUACCACCCUCCCAUGCUGGCCCGACCUAUUCCCACCGAAAGCCCAGGAAAAAUCGGACACGAACACGAACCCGCCAACAGCAGCUGCCCGCCCUCACCCCAUUGGAGGACACCACCCCAACAAAACCGCCGAAAACUCAUGUCGCCCCCACAGAGGACCAUGCUUCACUAGAGGCAGAGGUAGAGAAUUCACGUAG